Molecule: messenger RNA, 4853 nt
Organism: Misgurnus anguillicaudatus (oriental weatherfish)
Lineage: Eukaryota; Metazoa; Chordata; Actinopteri; Cypriniformes; Cobitidae
Gene: aplp1
Product: amyloid beta (A4) precursor-like protein 1
Biological process (GO): axonogenesis; central nervous system development
Cellular component (GO): plasma membrane; Golgi apparatus
Molecular function (GO): alpha-2C adrenergic receptor binding; transition metal ion binding; alpha-2A adrenergic receptor binding
Source: RefSeq, a predicted model, not a curated record
GCCGAGCGCACAGAGAUCUGCGCACACAGGAGAUAUCACAGCCAAGCACCGACGAGAGCAGCUCUCAUCCCGCGGCAAAACCACUGCAUGUGCACUGCUUUAUCCUUCUGGAAAUAACACAGUCAUUUGAAAUAGACGUUCAAAGAAAGAAGCAAAGUAUUAUUAAGAAGAGAAGACAGAAGAAUGGGGCAGAUAACGCCAUUGAUAUUGAUGAUUUUAUUGUCUUAUUGCGUCUGGAGAGAUGAGGCUGUGGGCAUAUCUGAGGUGAAUGGACCGGUUGGUGGUCCGCAUGUGGCUGAACCUCAGAUUGCGAUGUUUUGUGGCCGUCAACUUCUACACAUGAACACUGAGACUGGACAUUGGGAACCAGAUCCUCAAGGACGACAGGGAUGCUUCACCCAGCCCAGCAAGAUCCUGUCAUACUGCCAAGAGAUGUAUCCAGAGCUGCAGAUCUCUCAUGUGGAAGAGUCCUCAUCUCCAGCAACCAUCCAGGGCUGGUGUAAGAAAGGCUGGGGUCACUGUCAAACCCGUACCUUCAUUGUUGUGCCCUACAGAUGUCUGGUUGGUGAAUAUGUAAGUGAAGCGCUGCUGGUUCCAGACCGCUGCCGUUUCCUGCACCAGGAGCAGAUGGACUCUUGUGAGAGUUACGUGUACUGGCACAACAUUGCCAAAGAGGCAUGCACAGCUGACAGUCUGGAGUUGCAUAGUUACGGGAUGCUGUUGCCAUGCGGUGAACGUUUCCGUGGGGUGGAGUACGUCUGUUGUCCGGGCAGGGCGGGAGCGAGUGGACGUGGUGAGACAGAGACAACAGAUGCUGCACAAGAAGCAACACCCCUUGUGUCCAUGGCUGGAGAAAAAGUUGUCACCGGUGUAAAAACAGUGCCAACCACACCCAGUCCCUCUCCUGUCACUGACAUUGAGGAAGAUGACAUGGAGGAGGAAGAGGAUGAGAUAGUGGAGGAAGAGGCGGAGGAGGAAGAGGAAGAAGGAAAUGAUGAAGCAGCAGAUGAUGUAGAGGAACCAGAAGAGGAGGAAACUGCCACCACAGCAAAAGAUCAGGAGGAAUAUGAGUAUCCAAUCGACUCCCAUUUCCAGGGCCAAGACUACAUGGACAACUUCUACUAUGAUAAGAAUCUCCAGACCACCAAAGCAUCCACCCAACCACAGACACGGGUGGACAGCGUAGUGCCCACUUCUCGUCCUACAGACGGUGUUGAUGUGUAUUUUGAGAUGCCGGGUGACGACAGCGAACACGCCAACUUUUUGCGUGCUAAGAUGGACCUGGAGGAGCGGCGAAUGAAACGCAUCAAUGAGAUCAUGAAGGAAUGGGCAGAGGCUGACAACCAAUCAAAGAACCUGCCAAAGUCAGACCGACAGGCUCUGAAUGAGCAUUUCCAGUCAGUUUUACAGACUCUUGAGGAGCAAGUAGCCGGUGAGAGACAGCGAUUGGUGGAAACACAUCUGGCCCGUGUGGUGGCUACGCUGAAUAACAACCGCAGACUGGCACUUGAAAGCUAUCUGAGCGCAGUGCAAAGCGACCCACCACAGCCCGAGCGAGUGCUUCAGGCUUUAAAGCGUUACAUGGCUGCAGAGCAGAAGGACCGGAGACACACGCUGCGUCAUUACCAACACAUCGAGUCUGCCGACCCUCAGAAAGCCGAGCAGAUGAAAUUCCAGGUGUACACACACCUGCAUGUGAUCGAGGAGAGGAUGAACCAGAGUCUGGCUCUGCUAUAUAAAGUCCCCGGCCUGGCCGAGAAACUUCAUGAUGAAAUCCAGGAGUUAGUGAAAACAGAGCGAGGUGACAUCAGUGAACUUAUGACCACUUCCUUCUCUGAGACACGGACAACAGAGGAGCUUCUUCCUGCUGAGAGUGAGGAAGAGAGAGAUGAUGAAGAGGAAGAGGAGAGAGCUUUCCAGAACCGGCCCUACCCACCACGCAUCGAACCCCAGCCAAAUGAAAAGAAAGUUUCCUCAGUGGAUGAAUAUGAUUACACCACAUCUGAAAGAGGACCAACUUAUGAAUAUGAAGAAAAAAUCAACACAUCAGUAGAACUGAAGCAGGUGGUCUACAAGUCUCCAGGAAUUCAAAGAGAUGAGCUGCAGCCGGAUGUUUUGGAGACGUUUAACCGUGGAGCGAUGGUGGGGCUUCUGGUGGUUGCCGUGGCCAUCGCCAUGGUGAUGGUCAUCAGCUUGUUGCUAGUGCGCCGUAAGCCGUAUGGAACCAUCAGCCACGGCAUAGUAGAGCAGGUCGACCCUAUGCUUACUCCAGAGGAGAGGCAGCUCAAUAAGAUGCAGAAUCACGGCUACGAAAAUCCCACUUACAAAUUUUUCGAGCAAAUGAACUGAAGAGAGCCCUGCAGUCUCAAGGCCAUGCCCUCCCCCUUGCCUCCUGUUUUUCGAUUGGGGUUUCCAUGGCGACCCCACUCUCCCCUGUACUGUAUGUAUGUGUAUAUGACCGAUGUUAAAAACGUACCCGGCACGUAAAUAAGGAGUUUGUAGUGAAAGCGUCUGCAUACUGCUCUUUCAUCAGGGAGAGAAAACCAAUAGGAUAUUUGGCAGAAAAUGAAAGCCCCCUCAUAACCGGUUUUUGCUUUCGUGAGGGCAUGGCCACACCAAGCAUGUUCAGUGGCUUCAUAUGCCGAACGAAUCGUGUGUUUCACAGAAGCUAAAUCUGUUUUGAUGUGGUUUGUCCGUUUUAUUUUCAAGGCCGAGUUUUAUUUUUCAUGGUGAAACUGUGAUAUGAAUUAAAUGAUAUAUUUUGGAGUUCAAAGUUUAGGCCCUCUUAGACGACUAUCCGCUACUUAUAUUGUUUCAGUAAGACUUCACAAUGAUGAUAAAAGGUUUGUAUUCAUUAAUAACUCGACCAUCUGACACACCGGUAGAUUAUUAGUCUCCAUCACACAACUGUUUCAAUGUACCACAAACGUUCAUCUAACAAUACUAUCCAAAGUUUCGAAUAUUUUUCUGGUAUUGCCGAAAUCUUAAGUAAUCCGAAGUCCAUAAACGUAAAGAAAAAGCAUGCGAAAUUUGGUGUAUGAUGCUAUAACGUAAUUGUGUUGGUCCUGUUUCUUGCUUUUUGAUGAAAAUAUCACAGUGCAACAAUGACGUGUACAUAACUAAAGACGUAAGUAAAAUAGACGUUUCUAUCAUUAAUUUGUAUCGAUGCAACGCGUGGACGUAAAGAUGUGCUGCUCGGAAAGAGAAACAUUUCUUAACAUGGCUGAAUGAAAACGGACUGUUGUAUAAACCAGCACAAGACACAGUAACUCUCGACUGAAUGUAUAUUUGGUAAACAUAGGCUCCAUUCACGUUCUCCUAACUUUUACGUCCACACUUUUAAUUAAAGUUUCCUACAAUGCGGUUAGUUCGUAGGUUCGUUCGCAUAUUAGUUGUCAUUUACCUGUUGAGACCUGUUGUAUUACAUACCUUAAACUAAACGUCUAUAUGUAACAUGACAAGUUCAAAUUGCGAAACUAGUUUGAGUCUUUAAUUCUUGAAAAUCACAUUUCAAGUUUGUUUUUAAUGUUAAAGGGUUAGAAAGAUGUUUGUCUAAUGCAUUUCAGUUCUAGUUCAUGAUAGAAAUUGCGGAUUAAACAUGUCUUGCGUGUCUCGCUGUGAAACAUAGGUUUCAGUAACAUAAACGCAUAUAGUUAGCCUGCUGUAGAGAGGACAUGUCUUGUUUUCAAUCUUUUUAUUAGGAAGAAGACAUUAUCAGCAAAACCAAAAUGUGGGCCCUGUACAUUCCGAAACUUUUAUUCUUUAGUCCAAAAUAACACUUUUAUAUAAACAUAACUAAACAGUAAUCACUCCAAAUAUAUAUUUCAGGAAAAAGUCCACACUUGGUUUUUCCACAUCGUACAAUAUUUUUCCUCCCUAUUUUAUGUUGGUACUCAAUACGUUAAGACUAAAAAUGAUGUCAUACCACAGAAUACACAUUUAUCCUCACACACCAUCAUUAAAAAAGCAACGGUUCAGGUUAGAUUGAAAUGGUUUUGUUGUUGAAGGUAUGCGACGAGUGUGAUGAGUUUAUGAUUUGUUACCAGCAUCAGGCAGAUUUAUAACAGUGUAUUCUGUAGGUAUUAAAUUAGUUUGGAUGCAUUUUUUUUUUUUUUUGACUGAGAUGAUAACCCCUCACCCCGAGGAAUGACCCCUCCCUCUUUCCUGUCCUGAACCAAUAGAAAUGUAAAAAGUUACAGAUGUUUUAACUGCUGCAUUAUUGCCUUUUUCAAUGCUGUGUUUUGGAUGUAAUUAUAUGUAUUUUUUAUUUAAGUCAAUAUUAAUUGGAGUUUGGGUCAUUUGCUGUGUAGAUUUGAAAUUUCCCAAUAUCGAAUGGGUCAACUCAACAUCAUGCUUGAAAACUUAACAGUCUGUUAUAAUUGAGGUGUAUAGCCAAGCACAACUGUAUCCAGUUUGACAGUUUGAGUUUUUCUAAACGUUGUUUUUGUCUUGCCGAAUUCAUUACUGAAGAAUAAAUGAAGUCCAAGAUGGAAACACAUUUAGCAAAGAAUGUUGUGUUAGACAUCAUUCAUUGCCCAACUUUAUCUUUCAAAUGACUAGCAUGGUAAUAUAUUGAAGAUAAAGCUUAAUAAUGUAAAAUAAUCAGUUUAAUUUAGAAAGAAUUUCCCUGAAUUUGUCGUUGCUUCAGAUGUCAUUAAACUUCUGCAACCAGUGCAGAAAUGUAAGCUGAUAUCAGAUGUGAUCAUCACCAAAGAAAUGUCCGGAUGUGAUUGGAAGAUGAAAUAAUGUGUCCUGUUUUCAUGAAAUAAUUGACAUAUUGUAGAAGCAAGUAAUCUGUGAACUGAUCUGACUUGUUGUACUUAAAAUGAUAAUAAAAUUAUAAAUGACCCACA